UAAAUACGUUUAAAAAAUGGCUGAAUUAUUGUAUAUCUGUCAAUUUCAGUGAAAUCCUUUUUAUUUUCAUUAUGGCCCAUGUUUAGUGUGUCGAUGUAUUUAAUGAAUAGUGCUUGUUUUAUUAACGUAUAAAUGUAUAUAUAAAAUUUCACAAUGAACGGGUUAAGUUUUAGUGAAUUAUGUUGCUUGUUUUGUUGUCCGCCAUGCCCAGGAAAAAUUGCAGCAAAGCUUGCCUUCCUGCCCCCUGAACCCACGUAUGCAUUUACACCUGACGAAACAGGAUCAAAAUUCUCUUUAACGUUGACGGAAAGAGCAGAAUGGCAAUAUUCAGAACGGGAAAAAGAAAAUAUAGAAGGGUUCUACUCGAGAACGACUAGGGGGAACAGAAUUGCUUGUCUCUUUGUUCGUUGCAGCCCUAAUGCUCGCUUCACGAUAUUGUUUUCACAUGGAAAUGCAGUAGAUCUGGGACAAAUGAGUAGUUUUUAUUUAGGUUUAGGCACUAGAAUAAAUUGUAACAUAUUCAGUUAUGACUACUCUGGAUAUGGUGUCAGUGGAGGUAAACCGUCAGAGAAAAACUUGUAUGCAGAUAUUGAUGCUGCAUGGCAGGCUUUAAGGACUCGUUAUGGCAUAAGUCCUGAGAAUAUUAUUCUUUAUGGCCAGAGUAUUGGUACUGUGCCAACAGUAGAUCUAGCUGCUCGUUAUGAAGUUGGAGCUGUGGUUCUUCACUCUCCACUCAUGUCUGGGAUGCGAGUUGCCUUUCCUAAUACAAAAAGGACAUGGUUUUUUGAUGCAUUUCCAAGUAUUGACAAGAUCCCCAAAGUGACCUCUCCAGUCCUUGUUAUACACGGAACUGAAGAUGAGGUGAUAGACUUCUCACACGGUCUAGCAAUAUAUGAACGCUGUCCACGUGCUGUUGAGCCGUUAUGGGUUGAGGGAGCUGGACACAAUGAUGUUGAACUUUUCAACCAAUAUCUCGAAAGACUGAAGCGGUUUGUUUCAGUGGAAUUGCUCAACUGACAAAGACUGCCGGCCUCAGGCCAAACUACUCAAGGUGAAGAUCCAAAUCCUGCAUCCACACUGAGCUCCGGGACUUCGAGUUCGGCGACAGAGAGACUCCUCUAGCUAGCGGGGGCCGGGCCCAGCCGGGCCGGCCCCAACAAAAAUUCAGUAAACGGUUCUUCGAGUUCGCACAAUCUCGACAAGAAUGUAGACAAUAAUGAGGCCGUCGCCGAGGCGCGCAGUCCACGA
This is a messenger RNA of Colias croceus (clouded yellow), 1248 nucleotides long. RefSeq names its product alpha/beta hydrolase domain-containing protein 17B. The record is from RefSeq and is a predicted model, not a curated record. Gene Ontology annotation, biological process: protein depalmitoylation. The transcript is spliced from 4 exons. Gene Ontology annotation, molecular function: palmitoyl-(protein) hydrolase activity. Bases 154 to 1017 code for a protein of 287 amino acids. Lineage: Eukaryota; Metazoa; Arthropoda; Insecta; Lepidoptera; Pieridae. Gene Ontology annotation, cellular component: endosome membrane; plasma membrane.